CGUGACGUCACCUGCCGGCGCUGGGGGCCGAGCGCCGCAGUGCGGGGUGAAGCGAGGCCGGGCCGGGCCUGUGCGUACCUGUGAGGUCGCGCCAUGGUGCGCUUCGGGCUGACCAUCGUCCGGCAUGGAGAAACAAGAUACAACAAAGACAAGAUACUGCAAGGUCAAGGUGUGGAUGAGCCUCUCUCUGCAACUGGUUUCAGACAAGCAGAUGCUGCUGGUUUGUUUCUCAGUAAUGUGAAGUUUACUCAUGUCUUUUCAAGUGACCUCCUUCGAGCAAAGCAGACUGCUGCCACAAUUCUAGGAAAAAAUAAGUUUUGCAAAGAUUUGGAAAUCAAGUGUGAUGCAAGACUUCGAGAGAGAAAAUACGGUGUUGCAGAAGGAAGGCCUUUGGCUGACCUCAAGGCUAUGGCAAAGGCUGCUGGAGAGCAGUGUCCUUCAUUCACGCCUUCUGGAGGAGAAACACUGGAUGAAGUAAAAGAACGUGCAAGGGAUUUCUUUGAAUUUCUGUGUCAGCUAGCUGUUGAAUUGGAACAGAAGGAGCAAGAUGUCCAUGGUGCUGCAAGCAGAAACUCAAGAACAUCUGAAGAGCAGUUUGUUUUCCCUUGGACGAACCAUUGCAGUGAAGCAGAACUUAGCUGUGAUAACGGUGGAGUUUCAAAAAUACUAGAUGCCAAUAUAUUAGUGGUGAGUCAUGGAGCCUACAUGAGGAACUGGAUUGGUUAUUUUGUUUCACAUCUCAACUGUACUUUGCCAUCAGAUUUAACAAAGUCUCAGUUGUCUUCUGUCAGUCCCAACACAGGAGUUAGUCACUUUGUUAUAAAACUCGAAAAUGGAAAUUUGUUAAAACCUGAAAUCACAUGUGUUUGUCUAAAUCAAGAUUCUCACUUAGUAGAUGUGGGAGCUGAAUGUGUAGCUCAAAAAGUCUUUUAAGAGGGUUUGUAGGUGGAAGUGGUUCUAGAUCAUAGCUAUCCUGUGCUUGGAAAAGGUAUCUGUAGUAAGUACUGAGAUUGACAGGAGUUACUGACAUUAAACUUCAAAAAUGAAGACAUGCAACUGCUUACUGUCUUAAAAUAACAUGAUUUGCAUGGUCCUAGUGCCCGAUAUAAGUUGGCACUUGAGAAAUUACACAAAUGUUCUUUAUGAACAGAAACUUAAUACUUAGUCACUUGUCUAUCUACACUUACAGAAACUUAAUUAGUCCAUAAUUGGUUUUCUCCAUGUAAAAGAGUUGGGGAGGGGAAAGGAACGGUACCUCAAAGAUGAACUAUACUGUAUUAUUGUUUUAUUACAAUAUGCUAUAUUGUAAUAUUAAACAUAUAUUGUCUUAAAAUAACUUUUUUUUGAAUGCAAUAGUAUAACAUAAAAAGUUAUAGUGGAAAAGGUUUGGUACAGAAUAAGGGACAUGUUCCUGGCUCUGAUGCUAAGUAGCUGUGAGACUCUGGGCAAAUCUCUCUUCCAUUUGUGAAGUGGGGAUGAUGAUAUACCUACCUCGCAGGAGGGUUUUGUAAGAAACCAUUAGGGUUGUUUGACCUCUGUUGAAGAGCACUGUAUAUGAACAUAAAGUAUUUAUUUUUAACUGUAAACAGGAUGCGGAGCCUCAUGUGAACAUAGUUGACAUAACGGGCUCUCUUCUGAAAAGGACCCUUAUCAUACCUGACGGGAAUCCUUUUGUCAAUUGUAAUCAGGCACUUGAUGGAUGAGUAGUUUUGCCUAGAAUUAGGCAAGUUUGAUUGCUGGAUGACUGUAGUUGCUUUAGUACUGCAUUCUUUCCCCACUGGGGUGUUUGGAGUGUGACUGUCUGAUUUAUGUUACUUAUGUCAACAUACUUUUUCUUCAUUUGCGCAUUUUA
Messenger RNA from Melopsittacus undulatus (budgerigar), 1852 nucleotides. It is a transcript of the gene TIGAR, whose product is annotated as TP53 induced glycolysis regulatory phosphatase. Gene Ontology annotation, molecular function: fructose-2,6-bisphosphate 2-phosphatase activity. Gene Ontology annotation, cellular component: cytosol. Gene Ontology annotation, biological process: regulation of pentose-phosphate shunt; negative regulation of glycolytic process. The transcript is spliced from 6 exons. NCBI's taxonomy places the organism in Eukaryota, Metazoa, Chordata, Aves, Psittaciformes, Psittaculidae. The coding region runs from base 94 to 933 and encodes 279 amino acids. The record is from RefSeq and is a predicted model, not a curated record.